Molecule: messenger RNA, 1410 nt
Organism: Echinococcus granulosus
Lineage: Eukaryota; Metazoa; Platyhelminthes; Cestoda; Cyclophyllidea; Taeniidae
Product: General transcription factor IIH subunit 4
Exons: 10
Coding region: 1-1410 (469 amino acids)
Biological process (GO): nucleotide-excision repair
Cellular component (GO): transcription factor TFIIH core complex; transcription factor TFIIH holo complex
Molecular function (GO): double-stranded DNA binding; ATPase activator activity
Source: RefSeq, a predicted model, not a curated record
AUGUGUGCUAAGAAGGUGGCCGAAUCCGCUGCUUGUAUUUUCGAUUAUCUAAAAACCUUGGAUGCAAAUGACUUAGAUGAAUUAUACAGUCAUCCACCAACUUGCCUCAUUGUAUUUAGAGAGCUCGAAGAACUCGCGAAACAGAUCGUUCAUCGGUUGCUCUUUCUUGAACAAGCAAUACCAAAAUCAAUAAUCACUGGAUGGGUUCCAAAAGGUUCACAGGGGCUUUUGAGUCAGGCUUGUAAAGAUUUGUCCGAUUUGUGUGUAUGGCACAGCAUUGACAGUGACAGUGCUCGGGGAUCCUGGAGGCUUAAUAAAAAGUUUCAAGAAUCAAUGAAAGUGUCACUUUUUGGCGGAGGACCUCAAUUAUUAAGUGAUUUUGGUUCAACUGCUGCGGAAAAGCAUCCAAAGGAUGCGGAAUUCUUGGAUAACUAUGCAUCUGAAAGGUGGGAUUCUAUUUUACAUUUCAUGGUCGGAUCAGACUCAGCUGAGGUGGGUACCUGUGUCAGAGAUGUGCUUUUACUGUCUGGAUUGAUGAAAAGAGGAGGUCCUGACCUUUCAAUGGGUAUUACACAAAGGGGAUUUCAGUUCCUCCUCAUGGACAGGCCAACACAAGUUCUUAGAUUUAUGCUGCAUUAUUUUGAUUACCUUAAGGGAAAUCAGAUGCACAUAAUCGAGGCACUUCACUUUGUUUUCCAGUUGAGCUUCCUCUCAUUUGGCAAGAGUUAUCCUAUCAGUAUGCUGUCACAGACACAACAAGAUCUGUUGCAGCACAUGCGAGAGCUGGGUUUAGCUUACCAACGCAAACGCACUGCCCCUCGGUUCUACGUGACUCGUUUAGCACUGAGUCUCGCUUUUGGCUCCCCGGCAGCCCUAAAUUCUUUGCGUGGCUCUGUUGAUGCAGAACCUGAUGCUCUCUUCUCGGCCAAUCGUCUUCCCACUGGAGUCAGUCAGCGUGGCUCUAGGGGCAGUGGCACUGGUACCGGAGACACAUCGGAUAUCGGCUAUAUUCUUGUUGAGACAAACUUUCGACUUUACGCCUAUACCGAUUCACUUCUCAAAACAGCUUUAUUGAGCCUUUUUAGUAAAAUUCGCGUGCGCUACCCUAACUUGGUGGUAGCUGACAUCACCCGAGACUCCGUUCGAGAGGCUCUGCUGAGAGGAAUCAGUGCCAAUCAACCAACAAUUCUACCACCGACACUUGUGGAUCAGAUCCGUCUCUGGGAGCUUGAACGAGACCGGCUUUUCUUCCAGGAGGGUUGCCUUUAUGAACAGUUUGCUAAAAAUACCGACUUUGAGAUGAGUAAUGGAUAUCUAUUGUGGGAAUGUCCAGAACGUCGGGUCAUGGUCGUCUCUAAAGCUGGCCACGACGACGUUCGCGCAUUUUGGAAGCAGAAGCGACCCGUGUAA